Molecule: messenger RNA, 1197 nt
Organism: Vigna angularis (adzuki bean)
Lineage: Eukaryota; Viridiplantae; Streptophyta; Magnoliopsida; Fabales; Fabaceae
Exons: 7
Coding region: 196-843 (215 amino acids)
Biological process (GO): cell surface receptor signaling pathway; cytoskeleton organization
Cellular component (GO): cytoplasm
Molecular function (GO): protein binding
Source: RefSeq, a predicted model, not a curated record
UCCUCACAUGCACACACGAGUCGAGAGUCACGUCACGUGUUUGCUUUGAGAAAACUCACACACGCACCACACGGUGGAGUCAUCACGAACACGAACCGGAACGAAUUGCAAUCGGAUCGUUUCGUAGUCACCGCACCUCAGUCUCGUAACUGGCGCCUCCUUUCACUGUUCGCUUCUCACGUCUUCUAUCAAGCCAUGGACCUCGAUCCUCGUCAAUACGAAAACGUUGCUAUAAAUGAUAAUGACAUCCACAGUGUUGUUCUGUCAUAUCUCAUACACAAUUGCUACAAAGAAUCGGUAGAAUCAUUCAUUACUAGCACUGGGACAAAGCAGCCUGCAGAUUAUUUGGAGGACAUGGACAAAAGGAAAAGAAUCUUUCACUUUGCACUAGAGGGAAAUGCACUCAAGGCCAUUGAGCUUACUGAGCAGCUAGCACAGGAUAUUUUAGAGAAGAAUAAGGAUUUGCAGUUUGAUCUACUAAGCCUUCAUUUUGUUGAGCUUGUGUGCUCCAGGAAAUGCACAGAAGCUUUGGAGUUUGCUCAGACCAAGCUGGGCCCUUUUGGAAAGGAGCCCAAAUAUAUGGAAAAACUUGAAGAUUUUAUGGCCCUUCUUGCUUAUAAGGAGCCAGAGAAAUCCCCAAUGUUUCAUCUCCUUAGCUUAGAGUAUCGGCAGCAGGUUGCAGAUAGUUUGAAUCGGGCUAUUCUUGCACACUUGAAUCUUCCCAGAUACACAGCAAUGGAGAGGCUAAUACAGCAGGCUACAGUUGUUAGACAAUGCUUAAGUCAAGAAGCGGGCAAGGAUGGGCCUCCACCAUUUUCCUUAAAGGAUUUUCUCAAAAGUUGAUGGAUAGACGAUUGGGAAAUGAAGCCGUUCUUGUCACAUAUCGGAUUGGUUAAUGGUUUUAUCAUAGGUGUAAAGUUUUUUAAUACCUUUUCAUCUAUAAAUUAUUUGCUGCUAAGAUCUUUUUGGUCUUGCUGCAAUUUUGUGAAGCAUGAGUAAUCCAUUAUUAGCUAUGGGAAAAAAAUGCAAUUGGAACCGGAUUGAGAUGAUUCUUCCUGUCUGUGGCAGUUAGAUGGUCUCGUUUAGGGCCAAAUUUCAACUGCCAUAGUUUCUACUAAUUUAAGUUAUUUUCUAUCCAUUACAAGUUUGAACAGACAAAACUAAUUAUCAGAGUUCCUUUAGAUGAUUUUUAAUCCA